CUGAAAAGAACAUCAACACUUCCACUCACAGUAUACAAAAGCAAAGAUUCCAUGGGAGCCAAGCUUUCCAGCUGUUUCAACCACCGAAGCAGCCUCUCGCAGCAGGCGCAACAGCCGGCGCCGGUCAGGGUCAUCGCCGCCGACGGCUCGCUGAAGGAGCUCCCGGCCAGCCCCCAGGUCGCCGUCUCCGACGUUCUCGGCGGCGACGCCGCCUCCUCUUUCUUCGUGUGCAACUCCGAUGACCUCUACUUCGACGAGCCCCCACCGGCGCUUGCCGCCGGCGAGCUGCUCCAGCCGGGGCAAAUAUACUUCCUGCUCCCAGCGGCGGUGCUCGGACGACCACUGUCGAGCGCGGACAUGGCCUCGCUGGCUGUGCGCGCGAGCGCGGACAUGGCCUCGCUGGCUGUGCGCGCGAGCGCGGCGCUGGCGACCAAGAGGCCGCAACGGCGUGGCCGCAAGAAUCAGAAGGUGCGCGUCGUGCCGAUGCAAGAGGGUGAGCUGGAAGCCGGCGAAGACGUCCUGUUCAACCAGAAGGUUAACGAGCGGACGCUCGGGGAGUUGGUGCUGUCGAUACGUCCCGCGAAGAAGAGCGACGAGAAGCUCGCCGCACGGUCGCGGCUGAAGCGGGCUCUGAGCAUCAUUCAGGAGAUGGCUGAGUGAAAGCAUCCCUGCACGAGAGAUAGCUAGAUAGCAUUGUUCAUUUUUUGGGUCCUUUUCUGAACCA
Molecule: messenger RNA, 724 nt
Organism: Lolium rigidum
Lineage: Eukaryota; Viridiplantae; Streptophyta; Magnoliopsida; Poales; Poaceae
Exons: 1
Coding region: 52-660 (202 amino acids)
Source: RefSeq, a predicted model, not a curated record